AUGUCCGCAACUGGUACAUAUCGUGGUACUCCCAAAGACAAAGUCAGAGGCCAAAAUCCUUUCGAAGCUCUCCAAAGCCCCUCGGGCAUCCCCAGACCAAAGCUAGAAUCAGUCGCCAGCACCGCACCCAGCGACAUGUCGACCCUCAGUGCCAGCAGGGCUAAACAGUCCAAGAGGGAUGAGGCCAUCCGCCGCAAGAUCGAAACCGACCUCAACAAGAAGAGAGCCAAUCCUACCCGCGCCCGUCAGACUCGAAAGGCUGCCCCUGGUUCCGUGCUUGCCCUCAGACCUAGUCAGGCUCUCCAGAUCAAGCCGAACACUACCGUCGCAGAAGCUGCCCAGCUUAUGGCCGCCAAGCGUGAGGACUGCGUUCUUGUUACCGACGAUGAUGAUCGUAUUGCAGGUAUCUUUACCGCAAAGGAUCUCGCCUUCCGCGUUGUUGGAGAGGGCAUCAAAGCCAACAGCAUCACCAUUGCCGAAAUCAUGACCAAGAACCCCCUGUGCGCCAAAACAGACACUAGCGCAACUGAUGCUCUUGAUCUUAUGGUCCGCAAGGGCUUCCGUCACCUUCCUGUCAUGGACGAGAACCACGAUAUCUCUGGUAUUCUCGAUAUCACAAAAUGUUUCUACGACGCCAUGGAGAAGUUGGAACGCGCAUACAGCUCCUCGAGGAAGCUGUACGAUGCGCUCGAGGGUGUUCAGGCCGAAUUGGGUUCCAGCCAACCUCAGCAGAUUAUUCAAUAUGUGGAAGCCAUUCGUCACAAGAUGUCUGGUCCCACUCUCGAGUCUGUCUUGAACGGCAUGCCACCUGUCACCGUCUCUGUCCGCACCUCUGUCAAGGAGGCUGCGUCAUUGAUGAAGGCUAACCACACCACUGCUGUUCUGGUGACGGACCAGGGAUCCAUUACCGGAAUCUUCACCAGCAAGGAUGUCGUCCUGCGUGUCAUUGCUGCCGGUCUUGAUCCCAGCAACUGCAGUGUUGUCCGCGUUAUGACACCUCACCCAGACUUUGCACCUCUGGACAUGAGUAUUCAAUCUGCACUACGCAAGAUGCAUGAUGGUCACUACUUGAACUUGCCCGUCAUGAGUGCCGACGGCGAGAUUGUUGGCAUGGUCGAUGUCCUGAAGCUUACCUACGCCACUCUCGACCAGAUCAACAGCAUGUCAACUGGAGAUAGCGAGGGACCUGCCUGGAACAAAUUCUGGAUGUCUUUCGACAACGAGACCGAGUCUAUGAUGUCCGGCGAAGGCGGUAGCCGUCACCCACAAACAGAAGAUGGAAGAUCCCUUAUCUCACCAGAGAUGUCAAGGCCUGGCGUUGAUCGGGGUGAUAGUGUCAUGCCCACCGACUCAGCCUCUCACACUGGCGGUCGUGAUUCACCCGAUCCAUCGGCCUUUACUGGAGCACCCAACUCAUAUGAAGACGUUGCGUUCCCCUUCAAAUUCAAGGCACCGAGUGGCCGCGUGCACAGACUGCAGGUAGUGCCUUCAGCUGGCAUGAGCGAGCUGGUCAAUGUCGUGGCUGAGAAGCUGGGCAGCGAAGCUGAAUCUAUCGGUGGAGUGCCUACUUUCGAAGAUGGCAAACUCAGUCACACCGGAUUUGCUUUGAGUUAUCUUGAUAACGAAGGCGACACAGUCUCGAUAACAACAGACCGCGACCUGCUGGAUGCCAUCUCGCUCGCACAAUUGACCCACCAAGACAAGGUUGAUCUGUUCGUACAUGACCCCGAGAAGGCACCACUCCCAGCAACACUUGCCCCACAACCUUCAUUGGUGACUGCAACACCAUCCGAGAGCCAGGUCCGUGAGAGAAAGUCGACACGCAGCGAGUCAGACGAUGAGAGCGAAACCAUGAGGCCUCGUAGAAGAGAGCGUCAAGCAGCACCGGCAGCAGCACAAGAGCAACUGAUUGCCGGUCUGCCCAACGAGCUGCUUCUGCCUGGAGCGAUAGUAACGCUAGCUGUGGCCAUCAUUGGAGUGUUCGCCAUCUCAAGGAUGUCAAGCAAGUAA
Aureobasidium melanogenum CBS 110374 is the source of this 2010-nucleotide messenger RNA. RefSeq names its product CBS and PB1 domain-containing protein. NCBI's taxonomy places the organism in Eukaryota, Fungi, Ascomycota, Dothideomycetes, Dothideales, Saccotheciaceae. Gene Ontology annotation, molecular function: protein binding. The transcript has 4 exons. The record is from RefSeq and is a predicted model, not a curated record. The coding region runs from base 1 to 2010 and encodes 669 amino acids.